AUGCUUCUUACCAACGCUUUUGUGUCUCUCGCGGCUCUCGCCUCCUUUGCUGCAGCUCUACCGGGAGGUGAUUGGUCCGGCCACAGGAGCUCUGAGAAGGAGACACCAUCAUACACCCAAUACUCUGAGGAGGAACCUAUCGCAGAGAUUGUAACGAAGACAAGUGUCUACGAGAAGCCCACUACUUAUACAACCACGAAGACUGUCGCCAUUCCUGUCACCACCGUUGCCGAGUACCCCGAGACCUUUGCAACUGCAGUUGAGUAUACAAGCACGGGAUACUCCACAAAGGUGAGAAUUACUGCAGUACAGUUCGUGCAUCAGCUGACAGCAUGUCAGACCUACACAGACUAUGAGACCAAGGUUGAAACGAAGACUUAUUCGACCGUUUCCGUCAUCACCACCACUAUCUACACUACCAAGGUUCAGAGCGAUGUGAAGACAAAGACAGAGCUCAAGACCGUGCCGUACACCUCUGUCGACACCAAGUAUUCGACGACCGUCAAGAACUACGAGAAAACGCAUGUGACUAGCACAGCCAGCACUGCCGUUUACACGGAAACCUCGAAGGUGCCAAUCACAUCUUUAUACUUCGAAACAAAGACGGCAUGCGAGACUAAGCCUUGCACGACCAAGGAAGGAUACGGCGACGGCUAUUAG
Messenger RNA from Parastagonospora nodorum SN15, 660 nucleotides. RefSeq lists its product as hypothetical. The transcript is spliced from 3 exons. The record is from RefSeq and is a predicted model, not a curated record. Bases 1 to 660 code for a protein of 219 amino acids. NCBI's taxonomy places the organism in Eukaryota, Fungi, Ascomycota, Dothideomycetes, Pleosporales, Phaeosphaeriaceae.